CUUCAUAUCACAAGAAAUGGCGCCCUCUCUCCGAUUUGGUCGCCUCGGUUCAGGAAGCCGCUGCAGCUCUCGCGCGAUCACCGACUCGAGCUCCAUCGCGCAAGGUCUGCAUCGUUUCCUCUAUGAUCCGAUUGAAAUUUAUGUCUCUUUUCCCCCUAUAUGGAUUGUGUUAAAACAUCCUACUUCCGGCGGUGGGGCUUGGCCAUGAUUCGUGUUCAUCUUCUCGUCGUUCGAUUGCUUUUGACAAACAAGAGGAGACGGGAAGCAAAAGAAGAUUUGGGUACCACUCACUAUAUUCGUCAACUAAGUCUUUGCUUUCAAGGUUUGGUGAAAUGGGUAUUCUCGAUUCUUGGAUUCCGUCGAUUGCCGUAUCUUCUUGAAUUUGUUUGAAGGUUCUUCCGAUGAAAUCGACUACAAGGUUCAAGAUGUGAGACCCAAUUCUUACCCUACGUGCGAAAGCGUGUAUUCUUCUUCCAAGGAUUUGGGAGAAGUGUCACUGAAGCGCUUACGGUGCAAAAGCUGAUCUCGUCGGUCGCAAUGAGAACGGUGAUGGUGUGGCGAUGAAACCGAACCUUCUUCUUGUGUUGCCAUAUCUAAUUCCCAAAAGUCGGUAACACUUGUUAUUGUGAUUGUAUUUGUUUAGUACCAUGUUCUGUUCAUACGCUAUCAUGAAAACAUCUAGCUAGAAGGUUGACUAGAUAUAGUUGACCUUAUAUACUAACGAUAGACGUAGAUGCACCCGAAGAGACUUUUUAUUCCUGGGAAACAUAUAUGUUCUCUGAUUAACAAUGGUCAUGUUUUCUUUCUUUAAGUUAACUUGGAAUAAUGUAUUAUGUUAGAAAUAUCUGUCAGGGACGGGGCAACUUUAUGCUUUCGCAUAUUGUAAUUGCCAAAGAUAUAACAAUUUUUCAUCAGAUGUUUCUCUAGGAAUGAGAAUGUGUAUGCUUGUGUUUGUGUAUGUUGCAUUACAUGCUUUUAAAUAUGCACACCUACCAAAUUGUCAAGUUAAAUUUGCCCGAUGAGGGAACCUAUGGCGAAGCAGGAUUAGAUCAUUAUCCUUGAAUUCUGUAUUUCAUGUUUUUUUGUUUGAACAAUGUCGUAUUUCGUGUUAAGUUGACAUGUAAGUUAGAUAAUUGGAGCAGGAAACCAUAGGUGUAGGACGGAGUGCAAAAUGAAUUCUAAAGGUACUUUUUAGCAUGAAAUGGAUUUGAUAAAUUGUCAUAUAAUUCUGUAUGCCACCAGACUCCAUAUGAACAUUUUAACAUGCUAGUGAGAAACAAUUAAGGUUUAGUUUAGACUUCUCUUUUUUCUUAUGCUCUAUGGACUAUUUUAAUCGACUUUUCAAGGAGCUUUUGUUCUCUUGAUUCAGGAUUGCAAAUGCCAAGGAAUGUCUCCAUUUAAGUCGAUUUGCUCCUUUCAGUUUGUAACUACAUGUCUUGUUCAUUGGAUAUUAAAUGUACCAAUAUAAGUAUUUUGCUAUGAACUAUUUUUCUAUAAUUUCUAUAUGAAUAUCUACUAAACUUGCAAGUUGAUUCGCUAAUCCACCCUUAUUAGAUUUUAGGAAAAUUUAGAAAGUAAUAAUUUUGGUGGCUCAAAUAUGGAAAUCAGAAUAUAUGGAUAAUUUAACACUUGAAUUACUUCAUGAACAUGGGCAUGCAUGUUGGUAGUCCAAUAGCAGACACGAGAACAUUGAUCAUAUGUUUCACAUUGUAUCUUUUAGCUUUCUACUCCGUUUGUUUCCUCAAAUAAUAAAAUAAGGAAAAGAAGAGAGGCCAGAUGCAUGUGUGGAUUAUGGGCAUCUUGUAUCAGUCUUUUCAUGGACAUAAACCUUCACCUGUCACACUUAUAUUCUUAGGCACCGACUUCUCUAGUGCCAUAAGACUAAUGGAUAAAUCUCCCAUUAAAUAUGUUGUACAGAUGUCUGAUGUUGGAAAAUAAGUUGUAGCUAGGCUUGCGGUUUCCAAAGGCUUUCCUCAAGUGAAAGGACCUCCUUGUUUUGCCAGAAAAUCCAACAGGUAACUUACAAAUGACAUAGUUAAAAACUUCAUUUCAGUUGACCAAAGCAAGCAGCUGGAUUUAGCCAGAAAUGACAUGAUCAGACAGGAACCAGGCAAUAAGAUUGUAAAGGAGAGAGAUCAUCGGGGUAGUGAUUUAGUGCUGGCUAUUGGCGUGACUUUAUCUACUUGUGUUACUAGCAGCAAAUCAAGUAAAAGACAAUGCAUGUUACACAUGAAAACCUUGUUGAAUCUCAAGAUUCAACUCAAAAUUGUGUGUUAGUGUUGCAGGAUGAGGAUAUUAAAUGGAAGGCCAAAGAGUUGGAACAACUUGAAAAUCUUUAUAAGAUCAAAGAAAAAAGAAGUUUGUCCUCUCGUGUGGAGAAAAUUGGAUUUGAUUGUGAACAGGCAUCAAAUGGCAGCAGGCAUAAGCUAUAAGCCUGAAAUUGAUUUGAAGGCAAAGCCUAAAUCAGCUUAAGGUGCAAUUCCAGCCAAUCCAACAGUGGCAUCAGACACAUCAUGCAGGGCAAAUGAUCACCACCACGCUGCUGCUCCACUCUAUCUGCUCUUAAGCGCCUCCUCUUCACGGAGUCUUCGAGUCUAAGCCAAAUGGAGAAGGCUCAGCAUGGAACAAGGCUUUUGGAAGAGCUCGAUCUCCUCGAGAAGCCCAAGGUCUCGGAGCCGGCGAGCCGAAGGAAUGUGUUCUGCUUCUGGAAGUGGAAGGUGCUCCGAUUCCUCCUCGACGGCUUUCGGAGGCGGGGAUCGCACUGCGUGGUCUGCCUCCAGGUCCAUCAGAUCGACGGCUUGCCGUCGGCCAUGGACGACCGGGUCCUGGUCGUGGGCUGGAAGACCAAGGGGUGCAAGGGGGAGCACACUCUCCCGGUUCAUGUUUGCGGAGGAGUCGCCAGCUUCGAUGAGAUCUUCCUGCACUACUGCAUCAGCGACGUGCAGUCGAUGCUGGGGAGCUUCACCGUUUGGGCCUCUUUAGUCGAUGCCGCCGACUGCGAUCUGGGUACUUUUCAUGUGGAUUUGAGCGAGUUCGCUGCUGCUACAGAGAAUUCCAACUCCGCGUUCGCCGGGAAGACGGUGAGCUUUGUUCUCGGAGGCGUGGCGGGUGGUGGAGCACUGAGGCUGAGCGUGUACUGCAGGACGUUGGAGGACGAAGCCGGUGAUCGAAUCGGCCAAAAGCAGGCGAAGAGCAAAUGCUUCUCGUGCCUCCCUGAUCUCGGUGGUUGCAUCAGGAGCUCCCCGAUGACCUUCUGCGCGCGCAGGAUCCCCUCCCUCCGCUCCGACCACGGCUUCAUCACCUUCGAGAACUUGAUCGCGGGGUGUCCUCCGAUCAACGACGAGGACGGAGGCUUCAUAACGAUCGAGAAGGGCGGCGUCGGCUCGCGGUCGAGGCGGCCUCCCUCGGACCACCUGGCGAACACCGACGAUGACGAAAGCGGCGGGCCCGAGGAUGAGCAGCCAUGCCUCAUGACAGAACUCAACGAGGAACUCGACGACGACGACGACGACGACGACGACGACGAAGGGGUAGAGAACGAGUUUCUUAAGAUGUUGGAGGCGAAUGACGAGCCAUGGAAGAAGGAAGCUGGAAAGAGCUUGAGCUUAAGCUUGGAUCUGAGCGCAGACUUAGACUUGGAUUCGUUGAUAAAGGAAGCGGAGAUGGAGCUGAAGAAGGCGGCACAGGCGUGGAACAGCGGAACCGGGGCAGCUCUGCUGCUGGAGAAGGAAGAGCACGAGGAGCUGAUGAGGAGAUGGGGAUCGAACGAGCACCGUUCUUCUCCAGGCUGCUCCGGGCUUCAUGCCUUCGGUAGUCCUCUCUAGUCUGAGAUGAUGUAAUCUUAAUCAUAUGUUGCUCGACAAUCACAACGUAAUUGUUAUUCUACUCCUCAAGUUAAUGUCACGUGCAUGUCACGUGGACAGAAUGUAGACUGUACAUCUGCAUCUCCUGCGAUACGCACAAUAAUUUUCUGUUUGACUUC
Musa acuminata subsp. malaccensis (wild Malaysian banana) is the source of this 3982-nucleotide messenger RNA. The record is from RefSeq and is a predicted model, not a curated record. Lineage: Eukaryota; Viridiplantae; Streptophyta; Magnoliopsida; Zingiberales; Musaceae.